UGUUGUUAUUCACACUCUCUUUGUCUUGAUGCCCAUUGUCCCCAAUGCAGAAAGUGAUGGCAAGUACUAAAUUGUAAAGUUGUCACUGAAAGAAGAAGUAUGGGCAAAUCUUCCAAUGGAGAUUCCUGUUCUGGUGACAAGUGUCCAAGAUGAGAGCUUCUCUUAUGCUGUAGAGGGGCGGACUGAAAACUCAUGGGGCCCCUGGGCAAUAGGGGAUCAUGGGGCCCCUGUGUCCUUGCCCAAACCCAAAAAAGCCUAUGAAAAAGGUACCAGGGACAUCUCAUGGGGGCCCCCUACUGACCCCGGGCCCUCAGUCAGUGCCUGAGUUUCCAAAUGGUCAGUCUGCCCCUGGUACUGCCUACCAAACACAACAG
Staurois parvus is the source of this 374-nucleotide messenger RNA. The record is from the annotation of a GenBank genome assembly. NCBI's taxonomy places the organism in Eukaryota, Metazoa, Chordata, Amphibia, Anura, Ranidae.